CCUACGUCUAGAUUUUUGUUUACUGUAGCUGGAGUGGUAGCUAACUAGAUAAUAUAUGGUCAGUUUGUCUGAAAAUACGAUUAAAUAUUGUGUUACGUUGUGGGAGGAGUAAAUUUAGGUGUGCCUCAGCAUAAGACAGCGUAAUAGUCUUGCUGCAGUAUCAUUUGAGGUCAAGAUGAUCGAGGUGGUGGCCUCAAUGGCCCGAGGCCCCGUGUUUCUCGCCGGGGAGCUCAUGGAGUGUCUCAUAACGUUCACCAACCCGAUGUCCCACCUCUCCACCUCUGCUAGCAGUGAGAUGUUGGCAUGGGCCAGUGCCCAGAUUCACUGCCAGUUUCAUGCCAGUGAGAGCAGGGUGGCUCUGCCGGCCCAGGGCAACAAACAGGAUGUCCAGGCUGAAAGCGACACGGUGCUUAUUCCGAGCAGAGGAGAGCGAGGGCAGUGUGUGCUGGACACACCCCCCAAGAUACUGUUCUGUGACCUGCGCCUGGACCCUGGAGAGAGCAAAACCUAUUCAUACAGUGAAGUCGUACCCAUAGAUGGUCCUCCUAGUUUCCGUGGUCAGGCAGUGAAAUACGUCUACAAACUGACCAUCGGCUGCCAGAGAGUCAACUCUCCCAUCAAACUCCUCAGAGUUCCCUUCAGAGUGCUGGUUUUACAGGGCAUGCCAGAACCUCCGUUUCCCCAGGACGAGGAGGUUUCUCCUUCUAACCCCUUCCUAGAGGAAGAGGAGGCGAGCCGCAGGGAUGCUCGGCCUUUGGAGAGAGCACUGGACAUGCUGAUGGUCACCACCUCAAGGCGCUGUCCACACAUGUUUAAUAUCACCAAUAUGCGAGGAAAAGUGGCAAAGUUCUGCAUCUUCAAGACUGUUUACAGACUCGGAGAGGACAUCAUCGGCACAUUCAACUUCUCAGAGGGUGACAUCCCUUGCUUACAGUAUUCCGUGAGCCUGCAGAGUGAAGAGGAGAUCCAGCAGCAGUACCAGCGGCGUCCCGGCCAGGCCGUCAGUGUUACCGGACACGGGCGACACCUGGAGUCCUGCCUCCACACCGCCUCCAGCCACUUCUCUCUCCCCAUUCCCCUAAAUGUCACACCAGGUUUCAGCACAGACAUAGUAUCUCUUAGGUGGCGUCUGCACUUUGAAUUCGUCACAGCCCGGGAGCCUAUGGAACCACCCACUGUUCUGCAGAAUCAAUCAGAGGUCACAGUUUGGGCCGGGGCGGAACAAGUCGAUGUGGAUACCUUCAGUUGGGAUCUGCCAAUCAAAGUCCUGCCUACCAAUCCGGCCUUGGCAUCCUAUGUGUCCCAGUUUACAGGGACCAACAGCAUUAAUAUUUGACUGUGAGACUAAUAUUAUGUUGAUGAGGGGGUUGACAGAUGUUUGCAUGGUAUUCUGUGUGUGAAACAGAGAGAGAGAGAGAGAGAGACACAGUGUUUUUUUUUUAUUGUUUUUUUUCCCCUCUGUUUGGAUGACAAAUAUUAGCACAGCGGUGCACAUUUCAGGAACAAAGACUCUGUUUUUUUCUUUCCAUUGUAUAUGCAGAGCUGUUUAUGCAACCUGUAUUUUGCCUUUUUGUCAUAUGCAUUUUUUGAUGCAUCCUAACUUUGAGUACAUUUUCCUUUUAGGAAGAUUGACUCACAUUGAUCAUGUGAAGUGCAACUAUCCCUGUGGUUGUUGUGCGUUUCUGUAUUUAUUUCAUUUUCGUCUCCUUUAUUUCCUUGCACACUUGAUAUUUCUGAUUUUACGAGACAGUUCUUUCUUAUCAAAGAUAUUUUUACUGCUUAACUGUCUUUCUUUCAGCUCAAGCAAAGCUGUACUGAGAUGUAAAUAUGACAAGAAAAAUGAAUUAAAAGUGUGAUUUAAAUUUGAUAAA
Toxotes jaculatrix (banded archerfish) is the source of this 1871-nucleotide messenger RNA. RefSeq names its product GP1 homolog, RAB6A GEF complex partner 1 (gene rgp1). The transcript is spliced from 9 exons. NCBI's taxonomy places the organism in Eukaryota, Metazoa, Chordata, Actinopteri, Toxotidae. Gene Ontology annotation, biological process: retrograde transport, endosome to Golgi. Bases 176 to 1336 code for a protein of 386 amino acids. The record is from RefSeq and is a predicted model, not a curated record. Gene Ontology annotation, cellular component: Golgi membrane; Ric1-Rgp1 guanyl-nucleotide exchange factor complex.